AUGCUUAUCAAGGUGAAGACGUUGACAGGAAAGGAGAUUGAAUUGGACAUUGAGCCCAAUGAUAAAGUGGAAAGGAUCAAAGAGAAGGUGGAGGAAAAAGAAGGCAUACCACCACCUCAACAACGUCUCAUUUUUGCUGGCAAGCAGAUGAAUGAUGAUAAAACUGCACAAGACUAUAAGGUUGCGGGUGGAUCAGUUCUUCAUUUAGUACUUGCUUUGCGUGGUGGUGAAGUUGCACAUAUCAGCUACUAA
Molecule: messenger RNA, 252 nt
Organism: Thelazia callipaeda (thelaziosis nematode)
Lineage: Eukaryota; Metazoa; Nematoda; Chromadorea; Rhabditida; Thelaziidae
Source: the annotation of a GenBank genome assembly